Messenger RNA from Sorghum bicolor (sorghum), 2065 nucleotides. RefSeq lists its product as uncharacterized. The record is from RefSeq and is a predicted model, not a curated record. Bases 360 to 1361 code for a protein of 333 amino acids. Lineage: Eukaryota; Viridiplantae; Streptophyta; Magnoliopsida; Poales; Poaceae. The transcript is spliced from 7 exons.
AUACUGCACCGCACCACGCGCUGUCGGCCAAGCUUAUCUCUUCCCUCUCCCCCUCGCAGCCUCCCACACCACUGAAACUUUUUUUUCUAAAAAAAACCCACCCUCCCCAAUCUCGCCGCUCUCACCCGCAACCUCCGGAUUCCUUCGGCCGAUCCGCAACCUCGCCGUCGCAGCUGCACUCCGGCGACUCCCCUCUGCCAACAUCGUCUUGCGCCAGGCCACGGUACCAGGGAGCACGGGCUGUUCCCCCGCCGCCGCCGCCGAGGACCAUCUGAAAGCGCAGGGGCAAGCACGGCGUUCGAUCCGACCCACAGAAACUCGCCGCCCACGCUAUCGGCAAACAUACAGGUGAUCCUUUGAUGACAGGCGGCAAGGGGGCACAUGGGGGUAGCCGGUUCAUUCGUCACAUGCGGAUGAAGCAUGCCUUGGGGCUCCCAUAUAGCUAUAAGAUGUGGCCCGCAAAGCGGAUGCGCGGCCGGGAUCGUCGUCGUGGUACUUGGUGGGACCGCAAGCGGAACUGCAUAGCCAUCGAAGGAGUGGACUUUGCUCAAGAUACACAGGAAGGGGGUGCAGAUGAAUUUGAGUUGAUACCUGAUUCGGAUGAAGAAGGAGUUGCUAAGGGUUCAUCUUUGCUUGGUGAUGACGAUGAGUACGUACCUGAGACGGAGCCGCAAGAUGUUAUUGUGAGCACAAUUACUGGGCCGUGCGCCAACCAAGGUCGUCAGCGUUUGGGUACUUUGCUUCACGAGUGGAAACGACUUAUUUCGGAUGUCGAGAAUGAGAGUGGCAAGGUGGACAUGGAGAGCGCCAAGGUGCAGAUGGACAGUGUAAAGGUGGAGAUGGAGAGCGACAAGUUGGAGAUGUGUGCCAAGGUGCAAAUGGACAAUGUGAAGUUGGAGAAGGACACUGCCAAGGUGGAGAUGGACAAUCUGAAGUUGGAGAAGGAGAGUGUCAAGGUGGAGAUGGACAGUGUCAAGGCGGAGAUGGAUACUGGCAAGGAGCUGGACCAUAGGGCUAGCUUCUCUGAUAUUGAAACCGAUGAUGAGGCAUGUUGGGUUCAGGAUGGUGUGGACUUGCGAGGCCAUUCGCAGGUGGAAGAUGACGACUUUAAUGAACAGGGGUUGCUGAUAGUCUUCGUCAUCCGAGUCAGACAACUCCUCUUCGUCAAAUAUGAUGUGAACGGCAUCUGUAUACACGCCAAAGUCAUGUAUGACAUCAUCCAAGGUUUUCUUGAUCUUCUAGUGGAUCAUUUAAAUCAAAUGGAUGCCCAGCGCUAUCACCUGGUACAGAAGCAAGGUUUUGUUGUUCUUCGUGUGGAUCAUUUGAAUGAAAUGGAUGCGCAGCAUUGUGACCUGGUAUAGAAGCAAGCUGAUGUUAAUGAGAAUGCAUUGUCAUCGCACACAUGUGAGUUAUUCUCCUAUCUCACUCUAAUUUAAUUUAGAACUUGAAGCAAAAAAAUGAGUUGCAUGCCUUACACACAAAAAUUAACUAACAUUGCUUGUGAUUUUGAGAGGAUACAAAGGAGCAUGUAUACUACUUUAGGACACAGACGAGAACAUCUGCUACACAAGAGUUUUAGGAUGGAGACCAAAGUGAUCAGCUCCUCCAACUUCAACUACAGCCACUACAUCUUCCAAGGGAUUGUGAUCCUCUUCAUGUUCAGCAGGACUCUUGUUGAGAUCAGGCACCUUCUCUCCUUCCUCCUCUGGUAGUGUGUUUAGGUCUAUUGCCAUGGGAAAUGGAUGAGAGGUGAAUGAAUCAAAUGAAGGCAACGAGACGGUUGGUAGGCUUUCAAUGCCACAUGUUUAGAGAAAUGGCGCUGGGGCAAUAGUUUGAAAUUUCAGUUUGCUUUUGCUGUGUAAAAAUGGAGCACAAGAUUUGUUUUGGCGCCAGGUGGAGUUUGCCGCCGAGUGAAAUGCACUUUUUGGUGUCAUCUUUGAUUUGUUUAAGGCCAAAAUCCUGUACUGCAUGUUUAGCUGUGAAAGUGGAUGUGAACUCUGAUUUGUUUAAUGUAACAAAAAGAUUCAGUGGGUGGUGCUUCUCGUGCAUUAAUGGCAUGUCUGUU